AUAUGGUGGUACAAAGAAAGAGCCUUUUCUUACUCACUUCAUCACAACUCUCCUUAAUUAUAUUCUCGUCCCCUUUUCAUUCUUUUAAGAAACGGUAAAAUCUGGUGUGAGUGAAUAUGGGAGUUGAAGGAACGAUGGACUACAUAUCGGAAUUUCUGAAGAAGAGGAAAAGAAUGAAGAAGAAACAAAUGCAGACAGUAGCUCUCCGAGUUGCUCGUAUCGACUGCGAAGGCUGUGAACGUAAGAUCAAACAUAUCCUUUCCAGCGUCAAAGGAGUGAAGUCGGUGGACGUGGACGUGAAGCAGCAGAAGGUAACGGUGAUGGGAUACAUGGAUCCAAAGAAUGUAUUGGAGGCGGCCAAGUCGACGAGGAAAAAGGUUGAGCUAUGGCCGUAUGUCCCGUACACAAUGGUGGCGAAUCCGUACAUAUCUCAGGCAUAUGACAAGAAGGCACCACCAAACAUGGUUCGGAAAGUUCUUGACACGGCCUUAGUCAACGAGACCACCGUCGAUGACUCUUACACCGUUAUGUUUAGUGACGAGAAUCCUAAUUCUUGUUUUAUCAUGUAAACUGUAGACAGUGUGCUUUUCGUAAAACUUAAUUAUAUGAUCAAAUAUAUUAUUGAUAAAU
Messenger RNA from Eutrema salsugineum, 630 nucleotides. RefSeq names its product heavy metal-associated isoprenylated plant protein 24. The coding region runs from base 117 to 569 and encodes 150 amino acids. Lineage: Eukaryota; Viridiplantae; Streptophyta; Magnoliopsida; Brassicales; Brassicaceae. Gene Ontology annotation, molecular function: metal ion binding. The record is from RefSeq and is a predicted model, not a curated record. The transcript is spliced from 2 exons.